Messenger RNA from Pyrenophora tritici-repentis Pt-1C-BFP, 546 nucleotides. Its product is annotated as mitochondrial 54S ribosomal protein mL53. Gene Ontology annotation, molecular function: structural constituent of ribosome. NCBI's taxonomy places the organism in Eukaryota, Fungi, Ascomycota, Dothideomycetes, Pleosporales, Pleosporaceae. The record is from RefSeq and is a predicted model, not a curated record. Gene Ontology annotation, cellular component: mitochondrial large ribosomal subunit.
ACGGACAUAACUAUCGCGAGCGUGGGAUUGCGAAGACCGACAACGACCACUGCUGUACCUUUGUGAAGCAUCUACGGGCUCUCCAUCUACACCCGCCGCCACGAUGAUCACCAGAUUUCUCACCGACGUUCGCGUAACCUUCAAUCCCUUCUCCCCACGCUCAAAGCCCGCACGCCUCUUUCUCUCCCUGAUACCUCCGAAUGCGCGCGCAGAUGGCAUGAAGAUCGAGUCCAAUAUGUUGCCGCGGACGAGCAAAGAGCCUGCAAGUCUUGGUGUCAAGUUCAAAGACGGCAAAGAGAUGAACCUAGAUCUAAGCACUAUGCGCAUAACACAGGUCGUCGAGGAAGUAGAUAGGCAUUCGCGCUCGUUGGCGCGGAAGGAGGAGCUGACAGGCAACUAAACAUACAAAAAGAAUACCCUUGGUACAUACACUCGGUUUCACGUCAUCAUUGGCGUCACAGUAGCAUUCGAGUCUAAAGCGGAGAUGACGAUUUGUUAUUCUCCACAUGAGUUUAUGUACCGUCAAUGGUCGGCAUUAAUCAUGUA